This is a messenger RNA of Mya arenaria, 3611 nucleotides long. RefSeq names its product coadhesin-like. Gene Ontology annotation, molecular function: metalloendopeptidase activity. Gene Ontology annotation, biological process: extracellular matrix organization. The record is from RefSeq and is a predicted model, not a curated record. Gene Ontology annotation, cellular component: extracellular matrix. The transcript is spliced from 9 exons. NCBI's taxonomy places the organism in Eukaryota, Metazoa, Mollusca, Bivalvia, Myida, Myidae. The coding region runs from base 1 to 1032 and encodes 343 amino acids.
AUGUCUCAAAGUCGGGUGAAGAAACACGAAAAGACCCCUUGGUUCUUUAACGUGCACGAUAAUGGGAUACAACUUCCCUGGGUUGAACCAGUGCUGAAUUUCGGAGUGGCAGAAUUCUUGGUUUUGUUGUUUAUAGACACAGCCUACGGUGCUCUAGACUGCUUUAACUGUACAGACUUACACAGUUUGGACGAGUGUCACACCAUCAAGACAUGCACCGAAUCACAGUCUUGUUUCACGGAGACGUAUAUAAAAAAUGGCGAGGUUCUUUUUGAACUGGGGUGCCGAGAAAAAUUGUUUUGUAACGGUAUCGACCAAACACAUCUGUUCGGUCGACAAGUGAAUGCUGGAUGUAACCAGUGCUGCAUGCUGCACGGUUGUAACAAAUACCUUUGUCCGGUCCGCUUCACGACGCCACGGCCACCUGUUGACGGGAACUGGUCGACUUGGGGUAGUUGGGGCUCCUGUCAGCCGGACUGCGGUAUCGGUCUCCAGUUCCGAUACCGCCAGUGUGACAGCCCACCACCUUCCGCCAACGGGCGUCUAUGUUUGGGAGACGCCAAGGAUGUAGCGCUCUGUCACAAUCUGCCUUGUACAGACGCACCGACUACAUCCGAAAAUCAUCGACCAUCGGUAUCAACCACAACCAGUACCACAACAACAACAACAACAACAACAACCACAACUCCGGACCCUGUAACCAUAGUAACCACUGACCCACCAGUUACCAAUACGACAAGUACGCACUAUCUCGAUCAGUAUACAACUAACAACAUGUCGCAGGCUCCUGGAGAGUGCCGAGACCUUGUUGACUGCUCCGGGUACUAUAGACCGGAGUCCUGUUCUGGCAUAUACAGCGCAUGGUCGCACAAAUACUGCCCUGCUCACUGUGGAUUCUGUCCUACGUCACCCGUGCCGUGCGUGGACACGAUAACAAACUGCCACGAGUAUGAGGAUGACAUUUGCACGAGCAUUUCAUUUUGGCAAUGGAGAGAAUCACACUGCAGAAAAUAUUGCGGAAUUUGUUUAUAGCAGUAUCUUUGAUAUGCUGAAGAUACGAACAUUUUAUUACCAAACAUUACAGAGGGUAGUAUGUGUUAAAAUACAUCGAGAAUUAUAAAAGUGUGUAUUAGAUAUGUUUAUUUGAGUCUGAAACACGGUUUUGAAAUAUGUUCUGAGUUCGGUGUGUGUAUUUUAUAUACUGUUGUGCUUAGAACGCUGUUUUUCGUCGAAUAUUCCAUGGAGGAAGAUGAGAAAAAACACUGCCGAAUAUAAGAAAUUUAUGUAUCUGUAACAGUCGGGCGUGUUGUAAAAGGUGAAAACAUUGCCACAAUAUGUGUGUAAAUAUAUGACUAUAAGAAUUUUCGAAAUAGGAACUGUAGUGCGUGUGUAGUUUCCUUUUCAUGUGGAUUGUAUUUUUCAAUGAUAUGAAACGUGAUCAGUCGAACCCCGUUGGCUCGAACUCUCUUGGCUCGAUUUCUUCGCUGGCUCGAAAUCGAAGUAAAAGACCGAUUUGUAUAAACUUAAUGUAAGCAUUCCCGCUUGUCUCGAAUUUACCGAGGCUCGAAGUAAUUUCGCUGGACCUUGGAGUUCGAGCCAACGGGGUUCGACUGAAUAUGUAUUGAACAUUAUGUGAGUGUGAGAGCAAGGUCGUGGACUGUGCUAAGAACCGGCAUUAUUGUUGUGCAUAGAACAGUUGGUAAAAUAUAUGCAACAUUUAUUAAUGUAUUUGUAUUUGAGUCAUCAUUUCUUUUAAACAUUAUUUAUUUUGUAUUAUGUAUCAUAUAUAGACAACAUGCAUAUAAACGUAAAGGAUUGAGGAGAAAGCCAAAGAUUUAUACUGGGACCCUUUAUUCCUAUUUCAGUGUGUAUGUAUACCACGUGAUAAAUUGCGUCAUAAGUGUGUAUGUAUACCACGUGAUAAAUUGCGUCAUAAAUGCUACGUCGGAGGGCAACUUUUUGCUUCGAAUAAAGACUUUAUACAAAGAUAACUUCACUAUUUCUUCACCAUAUUAAAUGAAACAUAGCGCCACGCCUUCGGUCUUUUACCAGAGUUUGUUUGAGAGUUUAGUUUCUUAAAACACUUCGACAAACCUUUUCACAAAACGGCCGUCUGACGGAGCAAUGUCAAAACAUUAUUUUGGAAACAGGUUUGUCGAAGUGUGUGAUGAAACUAAUCAUCUUAUCAAACUCCGGUAAUAAAAAGAAGGCGGGGCUCCUUAAGUGGCAUAGACUGCCCUUUGAUUCAUUUAAAAUGGUGUAGUAAAGGAAAAAUUAUCUUUGUUUUUUGUCUUCAUUUUAAGCAAAAUGUUGCCUUCCGAUGUAUCAUAUUUGACGUAAUUUAUCACAUGGUAUACAUAUACUGUAUUUCAUUUGGAACUCCUCGGUCAUUUUUAUCGAAAACAACCUCGGAUGUAUUUGGACGGUUUAGAUAAACUUUAUGACUUAACUCUUGGUAAUCUUAAUUAUGUUUGCAAUAAUUCACUUCACUGGCAAUCAAUUUAAGCUUAGAUCCAUAAAUACAACUCAAAAACACCAAAUUUCAUUAAUGAUAUAAUUUAAAAUAUAUGAACUACAAUAACUUCAAAUGACGUACCAGCAAACAUCCGAUGUUGUUUUGGACAAAACUGGCCGAGGACUUCCGAAUGACUGUAUUUGUGUACAUUAUGUUCCCGGUGGCCACAGCAGCCCCGUUUGCCCGAAACGUAUUGCGCCGUGUGAUUUUGGCCAUUGUUGUCUCCAUAAACAAGUUUUGUAAGGUUGUGCUAAGUUUCCUCACGUUAUAUCAAGGUAACCGUGCCAAGCCGUAGGGGCGAACAAGUGGUUCGUCCAAGGCGCACUAAGGUCCGGGCGCGGUCUACCAGGGAUGCAUGUACGUUGCGUCCCGGUCCGAUAUGUUCUGAUGGGAUCCCUCACGUUGUUCACGUCUUCAUCCAGGUCUGAUGCGUUUUCCACGUUUUGUCAAGGCUUCCUAUGCAUCAAACGCGAACACCGCAGAACGUUGGAUUACGUUUGUGUCCACGGUAUAAAUAAUAAUAAAAAAAAAACAGCAAUCACUGUAUCACUGUAUCAGAAUACUUCGACAAGUAAACAUGAAUUCCCAAGAUGAAGAAGACCGCAAAUGAAACGUAACGAAACGGCUAUCGUUCACCCUAGCUUGCCGUGAAAACCGUGACAAAACGAAGCACACCGUGACAAAACUGGAAAGGAACUUCAGAUACCGGGGAUUACGUAUGAUUCCCGCCCCCCCUACGGACGAUUUAUAAGUUGUGUAACGGCCUAUUACGUACUGUCACGUACUGUCACGUGUCAUUACGUUUACCCCGUUUUACUACGACCUACUACGUGUAUCAUCCACACCGUGGCUGCCGUGGCAAAUUUUUUGACAGUUUUUGACACGACAACAACGGUCUGUAACGUUUUUAUAUCUCGUUCCCCCGCGCUGUCUCACGUUUAUCCCGUUUUCUCCACGGUUGUCUGAAACGGGGCUACCGUGGCCACCGGGAACAUAGUGUAAACGUAAGGACCACAAGGCGUAUGUCAUAUAGUAACGGCGUUGUGUUGGUAAUACACUAGUUUUGGUUCUAUAUUGGUUUCACAAUAUGUGUAUA